AUGGAUCUCCUUAUAUGGGACGAUGGCUGUCACUCCAUAUCCCACUCAAUGCUACUGGCAUUUCUGUUCAGUCUGACGAGCUUGGAUGAUGCUACUAGCAUGCACGAUUAUGUCGUAGUCAAUGAUGGCGACAUGCAAGAAUUUAUUCUCCCUGAGGAGCCCGUGGAUGUAAAGAAACGGCAUCAGAGAGUCAUCUCAACCACAUCCCCCACACACGCCAUGUCUCCUCAUGAGUUCUCCCCAAUAUCCUCUACAGCUAGUUCUGCGGCAUCAUUUGAGUUUCUGUCCCCGCUCUCCACGACUCAACAAUUUCCUCCUGGCGUGACUUCAUUCUGUCCCGCCACGCACCCCGCCGAGUCUUUUACAGAAGACUAUCGUCUUCAGAUCCCUCUUCACCAAAACCCUUACCUUACCGUUCUCGAAAAGAUCUCCCCUGAGCAAUUCACACGUUGUCUUGAGCUCCUUCACACGUCCCUCCCCAUCGAGCUCAAUGUGGUGCGUGAUGUCAUGCCAAAGCCCAACGGAUUCGUGCAUACCGUGCUUGAGGCAUACAACAAUCAUUGUGGGCUCAUCCUCCGCCCUGAUGACGUCUGGACCGUGAUCCUCACCCAAUUCAGCUUCUUCGUGAGCGCAAACACCGAGCAGCUCCGUUCGCAUUUCGUAGCGCACGAGGGCCAGGAAGAAUUAGAUAUAAGUAUAUACACUGUCUACUUUUGCUUUUGCAAUGCACUUCAGUGA
This is a messenger RNA of Suillus clintonianus, 738 nucleotides long. RefSeq lists its product as uncharacterized. NCBI's taxonomy places the organism in Eukaryota, Fungi, Basidiomycota, Agaricomycetes, Boletales, Suillaceae. Bases 1 to 738 code for a protein of 245 amino acids. The transcript has 3 exons. The record is from RefSeq and is a predicted model, not a curated record.